ACCCCUCCCUCUUUCUCAUCCCGCUUCCUUUGCUGGUGGAGGUGCAACUGUUCUUCGGUCGUCCCGAAUCUGGGUUCAUCCGACACUGAAACCUGUCUGAGAGAAGCGGAAUCCCCCUAGUCCGGCACAGUCAUGCCUCCUAAGUUCGACCCCCUCGAAGUUAAAAUCGUUUUCCUAAGAUGUACUGGUGGUGAGGUAGGGGCUACCUCAGCUCUGGCUCCCAAAAUCGGACCUCUGGGUUUGUCUCCCAAAAAAGUUGGUGAUGACAUUGCCAAGGCAACCGGUGACUGGAAGGGCUUGAGGAUCACUGUCAAACUGACCAUUCAGAACAGACAGGCCCAGAUUGAGGUUGUACCAUCUGCCUCUGCUCUGAUCAUCAAGGCCCUGAAGGAGCCUCCACGUGACAGGAAGAAGGUGAAGAACAUUAAACACAGCGGAAGCAUCACGUUUGAUGAAAUUGUCAGCAUUGCACGUCAGAUGAGGCAUCGUUCCCUGGCCAGAGAACUAUCUGGUACCAUUAAGGAGAUCCUGGGCACAGCACAGUCUGUGGGCUGCAACAUUGAUGGCAGACCCGCACACGAUGUAAUUGAUGAUAUCAACAGCGGUGACGUUGAAUGCCCAACAAACUAAAUCUCCUCGGAAGAGCUUUAAUAUUUAAUAAAAAACAAAUUUCUCUGAAA
Rana temporaria (common frog) is the source of this 680-nucleotide messenger RNA. It is a transcript of the gene RPL12, whose product is annotated as ribosomal protein L12. Gene Ontology annotation, cellular component: ribosome; cytosolic large ribosomal subunit. NCBI's taxonomy places the organism in Eukaryota, Metazoa, Chordata, Amphibia, Anura, Ranidae. The record is from RefSeq and is a predicted model, not a curated record. The transcript is spliced from 7 exons. The coding region runs from base 133 to 630 and encodes 165 amino acids. Gene Ontology annotation, biological process: translation. Gene Ontology annotation, molecular function: structural constituent of ribosome; large ribosomal subunit rRNA binding.